AUGGAGCGUUUACUGGAGCAGCGAUACGCAAUCAAAUUUUGUGUAAAGCUUGGUAACAAGGGCAAAGAGACUCACGACAUGAUUAAGGAGGCCUACGGCGAUGCUGCCAUGCGUAGGGAAAGAGUGGAAGACAACGACCGCUCCGGAUGCCCUUCGACAAGCAAGACCAACGAAAAUGUGUCGCAAGUGAAAAAUUUACUGAACCGUGAUUGCAGGAUGAGUAUCAGAAUGAUUGCUGAUGACUUGAGCAUUCCUCAAACCCAAGUUUUUGAGAUGGUGAAAGAAAACUUAGCCAUGAGGAAAGUGUGCGCAAAGUUUGUGCCGCGAGUGUUGUCAGAGGAUCAAAAGGCCAACCUGAAAGCGAUCUGCCAGGAUCUUCUUCAUCAUAUGAAUGAGGAGCCCGACUUUUUGGACAAUGUAGUGACCGGUGACGAGACGUGGGUGUUUGAAUACAACCCGGAGACCAUCGUCAACAAUUGGCAGCUGCACCAUGACAACGCACGGAGCCACACAGCGUUCCGCGUAGUGGAGUAUCUUGCCCAGCACAAGGUGGCAACACUGCCUCAGCCUUCCUACAGCCCCAACUUGGCCCUGCCAGACUUUUUUCUAUUCCCAAGAAUAAAAUCGACCCUCAAGGGGAAGCAUCACGCAUCAGUAGAAGCACUUCAAGAGGCCAUGACGAGGGAGCUAAACAGCAUUCCGGUCCAGGCAUUCCUGGAGGCGUACGAAAACUGGAAAACUUGUUGA
This is a messenger RNA of Anas platyrhynchos (mallard), 747 nucleotides long. Lineage: Eukaryota; Metazoa; Chordata; Aves; Anseriformes; Anatidae. The record is from RefSeq and is a predicted model, not a curated record.